GAAGAAGAAGCCAUGAGCUGUAUUUCAGUUUGUUGAACUCACAGAAAUAUUGAUUGCGAGUUGUUCACACUGUCGCCAGCGUUCACAUGCUCUCUGCAGAUAGACUGGCCAGCCCCCAGAUAGACUGCAAACGCGCUACUCCCGCUGAACCAUAAUUUCCGCGAUUUUUGACACUUCCGCGUUGCCUUCGUUUUUCGGCCCCGCAGGUUGUUGGAAGGUUGUGAUUUCUGCAGGAUAAUGGCGUGGAUUAGGAAAACUUUCUGCAUGGUUGACUUUGUGUAACAUUUUUGUGUAACAGUAGAGGAUGUUUAACACUUUUACAGCUGUACUUUGAACCGAAUCAUCCCAUCGAAGUAUUACAUGGGCUUUGAGAGUCAAGCUUUUGUGUUUUAUUAACCAGCCUAGAAGUUGAGCUGAUUCACGGUGUUGCUGCGCUUCUUCAUUGUUUCGUGUGAACUCUUCUCAUGAAGGAUCAACCUGUGCAAGUUCACUAACGUAAAGGCAGAGUUACUUUCGUCAUGCAGCUGGUGAUCCGUCGGUACCGUCCUGCAGACAAGGACACAGUGCUCACCCUCUUCAGUACUGGCACCUUGGAGCAUAUCCGUCCAUGUUUCUAUAACGCCAUGACCAGUCCCCUUUACCUCACCAUCACCCCGACUCUGUGUGUUGUUGGUUAUCUCCUUGGCUCUGUGUUUGGGGCUGUACUGUUCCCAGCAGCUUGGGUAGGUCUCAUCUACUACUGCUGUCAUGAAGUAUAUGCCACCGUCGUCAGGGUGAGACUUCGCAACGACAUGCAGGACAUCCCUGGGAAUUUCCUCAGCAGACCUGAUGACUGUUUCUGGGUGGCUGAGGCUGAGGUUGGAGCGAGAGCCCAGGUUGUUGGUAUGGUGGCUGUGGUAGCUAAACACAGUGGGACAGAAAAGUAUGGGGAAAUGUUCAGAAUGAUCAUUUUCCCACAGUAUAGACGGAUGGGCCUCGGCUUUAGGUUGACUCAGACCACGGUUGACUUCUGUAAAGAACGGGGCUUCUCCAAGGUGGUGUUGCAGACUACCUCCACCCAAAUGGCAGCCGUGGUUCUGUACAGCAAAGUGGGGUUUAACCGUGUCCUGUCUAAUGUCAAAGGACUGGCAGCUCCCUGGAUCAUUUCACUGGCCAGGGUCACGAUUAUAAGGAUGGAAAAAUACUUGUAAAUCAAAAAUAACACUCAUCAGCAAUGUGUUGUUUUCACGCUUUGCUCCUCUUUAACAGUGGUUUAAUAUUUGGCAAUGGUUAAACCUGACUGUAAUCAAAACGUUGUUCAGGUGUAACUUGAAAAAAAUGCCCAAUCUGUUAUAUACUUUAGGACAAAGCACUAUGAACAGAUCUGAAAGUAAGGAGCAAGAUGUUGUUACUAAAACCUGGUUUCCUCUUUAUAGAGUACUUUACAUAUUCUCUGACUACACCUUAAGCCCCCCAAAAAUUGUCUGUUAACAACAUAAGCCCAAUUAGCAGCUCCAGUCCUGUGAACCAAGAUUUAACAGUUAAUCCUUACAUUGUGUACUUUUCAGUGACGAUUAGAAUAAUUUAAUGUAAUCAGAUGUACUGACCACUUUCAGCUGUAUUCAUUUAAAAAAGAAAGAAAGAAAUGUUUUAAAAUGUCAUAACUGAGAUACAGUACACACAACAUAUUGUAAGCACAUGAUACAAAGAUACAUGUCGUAAUAAUAUUAAUAAUAAAACCAUUAACUUUUAAAAGGUAAACGUAGAGAAUUUAUAUGCAUCAGAGUGGACUUAAAAUUCUCAUUAAACUCUUCCAUUGUUUUACACCUUUUUUCCUUGAUGUAAUCAGGAUAACUGAGAUAUUUGCUUAUGAAAUGAAGACAUGAUUAUUAAGACUGAUAAUGUUGAAAAUUUAAAUCACAAAUCUAAAUUCAGUAUGUUGUGCCCCAGCCUGUACUGUAGAUGUGAAUGUGAACAGCAGAGGACACUAUUGAUCUAAGUAACACUGAAGCUCUUUUGAUGAAAAUCAGUAUUUACUGAUAUUGUACUGUAUUUACUUCCUUUUAUACCAGAAAGUAUUAGGAGUUUAAAAUAUGUGUGCACCAACAACAGUGCUGGGAAGUAAAUACAGUACAUUUGCUAAUAUGCUUUGUGAACUCAAGUUUUACAUCUAGAA
Haplochromis burtoni (Burton's mouthbrooder) is the source of this 2155-nucleotide messenger RNA. RefSeq names its product probable N-acetyltransferase camello. The transcript is spliced from 2 exons. Gene Ontology annotation, molecular function: N-acetyltransferase activity. NCBI's taxonomy places the organism in Eukaryota, Metazoa, Chordata, Actinopteri, Cichliformes, Cichlidae. The record is from RefSeq and is a predicted model, not a curated record. The coding region runs from base 519 to 1190 and encodes 223 amino acids.